Portunus trituberculatus (swimming crab) is the source of this 1556-nucleotide messenger RNA. Its product is annotated as ADP-dependent glucokinase-like. Gene Ontology annotation, molecular function: ADP-specific glucokinase activity. Gene Ontology annotation, biological process: glucose metabolic process. The record is from RefSeq and is a predicted model, not a curated record. Gene Ontology annotation, cellular component: endoplasmic reticulum. Lineage: Eukaryota; Metazoa; Arthropoda; Malacostraca; Decapoda; Portunidae.
CGACGAGAUGGCGAAAGGGAAGGUGGUGUCGGUGUUCUCUCUAGUCAUCAUAGGAGUGGCUCUGUGGCUUCAUAGGGACGAUGGCAGCUCUGUGUUGAAGCAGAGACUAGAGCAGGUGCUGAAGGCGAUGCUGGAGGUAGAGGAGCGUCAUCCAGUAGGUGAGGUGCGGAUAGCUGUCGGCUACGGAGCUUGUCGGGAUGUGUUCGUGCAGGGAGGCAAGCUGCUGGGCCCCCUCCCCUCCCCGCCCCACCACCACUCUCGCAUCCACUCUCUACACCAGCUGAAGGAGGUGUAUGCGUUCUUCUUCACCGCUGGGUCUGCCGCGGAACGCUAUGUGCAGAACGAGACACUUUUCCGAGAGGUCCUGGAGGCGGCGGAGGGGCUGGGGGGGUCCUACUCUGCAGUGGGGGGUAAUGCUCCAGUUAUGGCCUCCCGUUUUGCCAAGGAGGGGGCGCGAGUCAUCCUGGCAGCCAAACGCAGCCCAUACCUCCUCCACUCACUCCAUCCAGAUGUUGUAGUUGCUGGUGAUGACACUGAUGGGACCCGCGAUGUACACCUGAUCCUGGAGUACCCUGUGGGGGACUCCUGGGGCCCUUACCGCUCCCCCAGGGCCAACAGGUUCAUCAUUCACAGUGACCAGAGUAAUCCCAUGCUGAGUUCUGUCGAGGCCUUCACCGCCACUCUGUCCACCUUCCACCCGCACCUGUUUGUGGUUGGCGGCCUGCAGAUGAUGGACAACUUCCCCUUCACCCCCGGCACGAGAGAGGCCAGACUUGGGGCCCUCAGCAAACAGUUAGCAUCCCUCCCAGCCAGCUCCCUCAUUCACUUCGAAAUGGCCUCUUUUACUGAAGAAGCUCUAUUGCACAGCCUCGUAGACAAGAUUUUGCCUUACUCCGACUCCCUGGGCAUGAACGAACAGGAGCUGCCCAAUCUGUACAACAUGCUGAGGUACGGUAACAUCACGCUGGUGUCCGACUACAACCCGCGUGUCGCUGUUGUGCUCGACCAGAUGCGCUACGUCUUCAGACACCUGAGCGGUACGGGGUCCAGCGACAACAGCACGGGUCGCCGGCAACUGACCCGCCUGCACCUGCACCUCGCGUUCCAGGCCAUCAUGGUGCGCAGGGGUGCCAGGUGGACCAACACUCUCGCUGCUGCUACUAAGGCCGCUCUCACCGCCAAUAGACACGUUUGCGGCGAUGCUAAGAUAAGCCUGGAAAAAGCCAAGAUGUUGAUGGACGAUGGCUUCACUCUAUCUGAGGAAGCCGCUGGAAGAGUCAUGUUUGACAAUAAGAGACCUGUGGCUUGCUGGACGGAGGAGGGGGACACACUGGAGGUGUGCAUUGCCCCUGUGUUAGUGUGUACGUCCGUCAGACACACAGCCGGUGGUGGGGACAACAUAUCUGCUGCUGGCCUUAUCCUGCAGGUCUAGUGUGUCUGUCUGUGUGUUUGUCUGUCUGUCUGUCUGUCUGUUUUAAAGUGAUGGUAUUAAUAGUUGUAGUAAUGAUGGUAUUAGUUGAGAGAGAGAGAGAGAGAGAGAGCAGUUAAUUCUCUCU